Molecule: messenger RNA, 2455 nt
Organism: Pyrgilauda ruficollis (rufous-necked snowfinch)
Lineage: Eukaryota; Metazoa; Chordata; Aves; Passeriformes; Passeridae
Gene: PIGV
Product: phosphatidylinositol glycan anchor biosynthesis class V
Exons: 6
Coding region: 440-1975 (511 amino acids)
Biological process (GO): GPI anchor biosynthetic process
Cellular component (GO): mannosyltransferase complex; endoplasmic reticulum membrane
Molecular function (GO): alpha-1,6-mannosyltransferase activity; GPI mannosyltransferase activity
Source: RefSeq, a predicted model, not a curated record
CGGAACCGGGAUCGGGACCGGGAUCGGGAUCGGGACUGGCACCGGGAGCGGAGCCGGGACCGGAAUCGGCACCGGGAUCUGAGCCGGGGUAUCCCCGCCGCCCUCAGCCCGGCCCCGGGACCGGCAGGAGCCGCACGGUGCUCUUUCCCACAGGAUUUUUGGGGCUGAGCCAUUCCCGACGCUGCGUUCUGGAUCCAAACGGGGCUUGUGGGCUGCAGCUCUUUUGAAGGCUUUGCUCUGUCACAAGAGCUGCACAGCAGAUCCUGCCUGCCUGCCCCUGCUCAGGGCCAGGGAUCAGAGCUGGGCACCACGGCCCCCAGGACAUGCAGGCACUGAACUGGGGAGGCUCCAAAAGAGGCUGAAAUCCCUCAGGUUUCCAAAACUGGAAGGAGAAUUCCCCUGGCACCGGUGACCUCCUGAGGCAGUUCCUGGGUGUGGGAUGGAGCUGUGGAGCAGGGCAGACCCCCAGCUCCGAGAGGUCGUGUGGUUCUCCCUGCGCUGCCGGGCCCUGGCGCUGCUGCUGCAGGCCGUGUUUAACCUGCUGAUCCCGGACCACGCCGCCGACGCCUUCUCGCCGCCGCGGUCCGGCCCGCGGGGCCCGUGGGACGCGCUGGUGGAGCGGCUGCUGGGCGGGCUGGGCCGCUGGGACGCCGAGCAUUUCCUGUUCAUCGCCGAGCGCGGCUACCUGCUGGAGCACAACUGCGCCUUCCUGCCGCUCUUCCCGCUGGGGCUGCGGCUGCUGGCCGGGCUGCUGCCGUGGCCGGUGCAGCUGCAGCCCCGCAGCCGGCUGCUGCUGGCGGCCGCGCUGCUGAACGCGCUGCUGUCGGCGCUGGCGGCCGCGGCGCUGCUGGCGCUGGGCCGGGCCGUGCUGCGCCGGCCCCGCCAGGCCUUCGUGGCCGCGCUGCUCUUCUCCGUCAGCCCGGCCGGCGUGUUCAUGGCCGCGGCCUACUCGGAGAGCGCCUUCGCCCUGCUGGCCUUCGGCGCCAUGUGGCAGCUGGAGAAGGGGCACGGCUGGCUCAGCGGGCUGCUCUUCGGCCUGGCGGCCGGGGCGCGGGCCAACGGGCUGCUCAACGCCGGCUUCUUCCUCUACUCGCGCGGCAGGCGCUUGGCGCUGCAGCUGCAGGGCACAGCGGCGGCCCCGAGCCAGCUGCCCUUGCUGUGGAAGCCAGUCCUCGGCCUGGUGUCUUCGGCAGUGCUGGUGUGUGCCGCGGUUUCCCUGCCUUUUGCCGCGUUUCAGUACUACGCCUACGUGAGGUUCUGCGAGCCUGGCCCGGGCCUGGGCCAGAGCGUUCCCGAGCCGCUGCUGCAGCUGGCACGGGACAAGGGCUAUCGGGUGGCAGGCGUGGGUGCAGCCAAACCCCCUUGGUGCUCCCAGCGCUUCCCUCUGGUCUAUGCCUACAUCCAAGACACUUACUGGAACGUGGGCUUUCUGAGGUACUUUGAGCUCAGACAGAUCCCAAAUUUCCUGCUCGCUCUGCCCGUCACCCUUCUGGGCUCAUGGGCUGCCUGGACCUACGUCAGCACAAACCCCCGGCACUGCCUGACUCUGGGUCUAGAGAGGAGCAAGGGUGAAGAGAGGGGAAAGGCAAGAGAUGGAUUUUGUGGCCCCGCUGCCUUCGUGUACAUGGUCCACAGCACGGCCCUGCUGGUGUUCGGGUUCUUCUGCAUGCACGUGCAGGUGCUGACCCGGUUCCUUGGCUCCUCCUCUCCCAUCCUGUACUGGUUCCCAGCUCACCUGCUUCAGGAACACGAACCUUUACUCUGGAGCACAGGGACUGACAAUCCAACCUCUGGGGAGCCUGUUCCGGGUAAAUCUCACCGUUCCUGUGGGAAAAGGACCUCGGACAACCCCGUUGUGAGGCUGCUGCUGAACUGGCGAUCGAUUACCCCCCUCAGCAAGAGCAUCCUGGGCUUCUUCCUGGGCUACUGGCUGCUGGGGCUGAUCCUGCACUGCAACUUCUUCCCGUGGACGUAGCGGGCUGCGCUGGCACAGGCCAGCAGCGGGGCAGGAGCUCUGCUCAGAGCUGAAACUCACCGCUCUGGAAGCCUGAGGUGGCUGCAGUUACAAAGGUGUUACUCCUCCGUUGCCAUGUCCCGGGCAGGAUGUUCUCUGAGGUGUGAUGCUGCAGCAUCCCGCCCCGCUCAGCUGGCAUUGCUGACGGCCGAAAUUCCCAUCACCCGCCUGGGAUGGGGUACGCAGCUGGGCUCCUGCAUCUCCUGGGGGAGAUUACGGCAGGCACGGAUUUGUGGCAGGAUGCUGUGCUGGAUUUGGGGUUCCCUGGGAUGUGCUGUGGGCACGGAGGGUCCAGCGCCCUGAGCCGUUCCCACUGUUCCGGUUCCUUUUCCACGGUCCCUGUUCCAGGUUCCGAGCCAGGCUGGGCAGGGAGCACGGCGGGGGUGGCGGGCGCUACGUGGGCACAUGCACGACCCUAAUAAACACGUGAAAGUUACCGGA